AUGGCAAAGUGUCACCGGAACAACGUCAGACCAUUGAUUAUUGAUCGCCACGAUCCUACUACGAAUGCAGCCAUCGGCGGCCACUUCUGCCUAUGGAAUGCGCUCUCGGCCUCCUCAUUUCGCCGCAUCAUUUUUGAUGCCGUGAGCUGCGGCGACAGCUCCCGUUAUCAGCACUCCCAUUGCGACGAAUUCAGCUCCACUGCCUCAACCACGAUAUCAACCUCUGGGAACCCGAAGGAGAAGCUCUGAGAACAGAUGCAGGGACCAUCCAACUCCAAGCGUAACUCCAAUGAGAAGUCCAAAAAACUAUCGGAUCUUCUGCAUAUGGGAGACUCCCAGAAUCGGGUCGAAACGAAAAAGAAGGAAUAGGCAUCGGGAGUGCAAGAGUUGCAAGUAAAGGACUUGAGGAAGCGGCAAGUGGCGGGAUCAAAUGUUAGACUGCUCGCCAAGGAAAACUUGAAAGUCAGAGGGACUCUCGCAAUGCUUGGAGUCAUUCCUCCUCUGGUUGGGAUGCUUGACUUGGAAGACGCCAACUCUCAAAUCGCUUCUGUGUAUGCGUUGCUCAGUUUAGAGUUCGGCAAUGACGCAAAUCAAGCAACCAUUGUCAAAGUUGGCGCUGUUCACAAGAUGCUAAAACUCAUUAAAUCUCCUACUACUCUGGAUUCUUCAAUCUCUGAAGCGAUUGUUGCAAAUUUCCUUAGAUUGAGUGCUUUAGAUUCAAUUAUUGGAUCCUUUGGGGCAAUACCUGUCCUUGGUAGAGCCCUUAAAAAUUUAGAGAAUACAUGUAGCCCGCACACUAAGCUAGAUGCUCCGCGAGCACUGUACAAUCUCUCCAUCUUCCCAACCAGUAUGUCAUUCAUUUUGGAAACCGAUUUGGCUCCACAUCUGAUCAACACAGUAGGAGACGUGGAGGUGAGUGAAAGGGUCCUUCCCAUCUUGAGCAAUCUGGCAUCAACACCAGAGGGUCAAAAAGCUAUCGGUGCUGCGCCAGAUGCAUUCCCCAAUUCUGAUUGAUAUAUUAAAAACUGGAAUGAUGCACCAGGAUGCCAAAAGAAGGCAUUUUACAUUUUGAUGAUUAUGGCACACAAAGCUUAUGGCCACAAGCAGGCCAUGAUUGAAGCUGGGAUUGUAUCAUCAUUGCUAGAGUUGACACUUAUGGGUACCCCACUGGCACAAAAAAGAGCCUCAAGGACAUUACAGGUUUUCGGGAGUUGUACAUGCAAUGUCUCUACUCCUAUGUGUGGCUCUUCAUCAUCUUGUACAAAGCCUCACGAAGGUGUUAGAAGGUUCGUGGAGAGAGAGGAGGAGAUGAUGAGCGAGGAGAAGAAAGCAGUGAAGCAGUUAGUCCGACAGAGUUUGCAGAACAACAUGAGGAAAAUAAAGAGGGCUAACAUCCCUCAGGAGUUUGUUCCAUCAGAACAUUUCAAGUCACUCACUUCAAGUUCGACUUCAAAGAGCCUGUCGUUUUGAACAUUUUUAGUUGAUGAAGGGGAUGUCGAAUUUGAAGAGGAUAAACCAUGUAGUUGAUUUUCUUAAAAUCAUAAUUUUACUGAGCUUUUGAUCCUGUA
This is a messenger RNA of Neltuma alba, 1568 nucleotides long. Its product is annotated as U-box domain-containing protein 13. The record is from RefSeq and is a predicted model, not a curated record. Lineage: Eukaryota; Viridiplantae; Streptophyta; Magnoliopsida; Fabales; Fabaceae.